Hydra vulgaris (swiftwater hydra) is the source of this 1310-nucleotide messenger RNA. The record is from RefSeq and is a predicted model, not a curated record. Lineage: Eukaryota; Metazoa; Cnidaria; Hydrozoa; Anthoathecata; Hydridae.
ACUUUGAUACUUAAUAAUUUGUGCAUUAAUUUAACACUAAUUUGCCAUUAUGUUGUUUAUUAUAUAUUAUUAUAGUUUGAUAUCGAGUUUAUUGCAGUUGCACAAUAAUGUCUGAUGUUUAUUUUGAUUCUACUUCGAUCUAUGUUUAUUUAUUGUUAUUUUUUAAGUAUUAAAAGUUAAAAUUAUGUCAUGGUCAAGAGUGGUAUGGAAGGAGUCAUUAAGGGAAGAAGAAAUGACCAUUCCUACCACCUGGAUUAUAGAAAACAAUGUUUGUUGGCCAAUAGGCAUUAAUGUUGUUCGAGCUUGUUUGCAGCAAUGGCCACCGAAGGACGACUGGAUCAAAUAUCCAAUUAUAAAAGUUAAGAUUCAAUCAGAUGACAAAAGUUUAUGUGAUGGCUUUGAUUUCACAUCUGACGAAGAAAAUGAAGAGUUGCAUAAUCUAAAAAAGCGCAAAAUUCCAAUUGCUGCUAAAAGAAAAUGUGUUUCUCCUAUUGCACAAUCACAAUACCAACAACCGUUUAAAACUCCUAUUGCUUUGAUUCAUUCUUUGUCCCCAACUGCAUCACAAUCCUCAUUCUUUUUAUCUUCUACCAAUCAGGAAAAUACCAUUUCUCCUGUAAUUUUACACCCAAUUCAUCAACAUCCACUACAAUCAAAAAUACCUCGGAGAAUUUUAAGGACAUCCUUGUUAUCGCAGCUAAAUUCUCCAUUUAAAACAACUGUUUCAAAAAGGGAUCAGCAAGAAAGAACAAAAAAUUUGAAUAUAGCAUUAAACAAGUUUCCAUUAACUGAAGCAAAAUUUCAGUAUAAAGUUCUUCACAAAUUAGAAGAGAUUUUACAGGAAACUAAGAAACAAGGCAACCACGAUAAGUUACCUGAUUUACCAUAUUUUAUAUAUCAAAUGUCUGAUUUGGAACAUUUUCAGGAGUUUGAUAAUGGAUUGAAUGUAAAUUGUCAAUAUACUAGUUUAAGAACCCAACUUUCCAAAAUAGGUGGUGUCACAUGCUACGCAAAUGUUAAAGCAAUUCUUUUAAAACUAAUGACAAACAAGUUAAUGUCAAAUUUUAAUUUGGAUGGUACAGGGAAGAAGAUGCCAUUUCGCAAGACAAAUUUGAUAAAGAUCAUUGUUGAGGCCAUGCCCAAGUAUACUGGAAAUGAAAUCGAAAAGUGUAUUGGUAAUGUCCUAAAAAGAGCGCCGGACAGAAAAGGCGGUGGUGGUCGUGAAAAAGAAAGCAACGACAAUGACAGUAUUCAAGACAUUUUUUAAAAUCUGUAGACUGAAAUAUUUUGUAGAUUGUGUAUACUUUUAA